AUGGAGGUCUACAUUGACGACAUGAUGGUUAAAAGCCUCCAGGCAACCAAACAUAGAGGAAUUGAGGCGAAUCCAGUGAAAGUAAUGGCCUUGCUAGAAAUGAGGUCACCUCAGAAACCGAAAGAGGUCCAAAGAAAGAAAUUUCAAUGGACUUCGAAGUGUGAAAAAGCCUUCGAGGCUCUGAAAAAACACCUUGGAAAGGCGCCCCUCUUGUCAAAACCUCAACCGGAUGAGUCUCUACUGCUAUACCUAGCGGUUUCGGACGUGGCGGUCAGCGCAGUCCUAAUCAGAGAAGAAAAUAAGCGCCAAUUGCCAGUGUACUACAUCAGUAAAACACUUCUCCCAGCUGAAACAUGCUAUCCAGACAUGGAGAAACUAGCACUCGCCCUUAUCACAGCCUCAAGAAAACUGAGGCCAUACUUCCAGGCCCACUCAAUACAAGUUCUCACAAACUUCCCACUAAAGCAGGUGAUGCAGAAGACAGGUGCAUCAGGACACCUACUAAAAUGGGCAAUUGAGCUCAGUGAGUUCGAUCUAACGUUCCGACCUCGACACGCCAUCAAAGUGAGAUUCGACUUCAAAGCCUCGAACAACGCUGCUGAAUAUGAGGCCUUUCUGACAGGUCUUAGACUCGCUAAGGAGAUGAGGUUCAGGAUGCUCCUGGCAAGUAGUGAUUCUCAACUUAUAGUUCGAACUGACUCAAGUCUCCCAUCUAGAGAAUGCACAUGCAGACGCCCUUUCAAAAUUGGCCAGCAGCAUGGAUUCAGAGCUGCUAAAGGUCAUCCUAUUGAGCACCUAUCAAAGCCCUCCACCUCUGGAGGUGAAGAGAUACUGUGGAUAGAAGGCACCCCAUUAUGGAUGCAGCCCAUCAUCGCCUACCUAAAGGAUCAAACACUGCCUGCUUCUAGAGGUGAAGCAAGGAAGUUAAGAAAAAGGUCUGCACACUUCGUCCUGCACGAAGAUACCCUUUACAAGAGAGGCUUCGCCUCGCCUCUUCUUCGAUGCGUAGGAGGUGAAGAGGCCACAUACAUACUCAGGGAAACCCAUGAAGGAAUCUGUGGAAAUCACUCCAAAGGAACAGCUCUGGCACACAAGCCUGCUCAGAACCUCUCCGUAGUAACCAGUCCUUGGCCAUUCGCUAAGUGGGACAUUGACUUCAUUGGUCCACUCCCAAAAGGGAGAGGAAGUGCAGCUUUCGCUAUUGUCGCCAUUGACUACUUCACUAAGAAGCUUGAUACCUCAAAGGGGGCCUGGGUUGACGAACUCCCCCGCGUCGUCUGGGCUAUCAGGACUUCUUGCUGGACUGCAACCGGUGAGACACCAUUUUCCAUGACCUACGGAGCCGAGGCCAUGAGUCCGAUCGAAGUCGGGGUCCCAUUACAUCAACGGGUGCACUUCAAUGAGAUCAGCAACGACGAGGCUCGAAUAAAUGAAUUGCACCUCCUUGAGGAAAGGAGAGAGACCUCCCAAGUGAACUUGGCAAAUUUUAAAUUCCCUAACUUACUAAGUGCUGGAAUUGCCUUGGUAAAGGGUGGUGUAAUUCAUCUCAUGUUAGCAUUAAAAGUCGCUUCGUACUCGCUUAAGUGA
Molecule: messenger RNA, 1587 nt
Organism: Olea europaea var. sylvestris
Lineage: Eukaryota; Viridiplantae; Streptophyta; Magnoliopsida; Lamiales; Oleaceae
Exons: 9
Coding region: 1-1587 (528 amino acids)
Molecular function (GO): nucleic acid binding
Source: RefSeq, a predicted model, not a curated record